AUGAUCAUCAAUAAUAUUGCUGCUCCGUUUGCGUUUAUGGCUGACUAUUUUGCCCGAAAUUAUCCUUUAUCACCAAACUGCCCGAUGGAUUUACCCUUAAGUUGCAGAAAUGAAACAGUUAUCCCUGAUACAUGUUGCUUUGAGUAUCCAGGAGGGGUAUUCCUUCAGACACAGUUCUGGGAUUACAAAGUAUCUCAUCCAAUUUCAGAUAAGGAUGAACUGGAAAGACGUCUCGGCCCCCUAAACGAUUUUACUAUUCAUGGGUUGUGGCCAGACAAUUGUGAUGGUGGAUACCAACAAUUCUGUGAUAAUUCAGCUGCCAUUGAUGACGUUUAUUAUUUACUGAACUCAAAGCAAUUCAACGAUGAUCACAGCAGUUUAGAAAUAAGCGGUAAAGAUCUUUUGGCGAAAUUGAAGAGACUAUGGAAAAGCAACACAGGUGAUGAUGAGUCAUUAUGGAUCCAUGAGUAUAAUAAGCAUGGAACUUGUAUUAAGACCAUAAAACCUGAAUGUUAUAAACGCUGGAAUCCAAAGAGUGAACAGGAUCUAAAGAAGCAAUCUGUGUACGAUUACUUCAGGAUCGCGUACAAUCUCUACAAAAGUGUAAACACUAGCGCAGUGUUGAAAGAACGUGGAAUUGUUCCAACAACGACAGAUACAUAUACCAGAGAUGAAAUUGAAAGGGCUUUAUCAGAUGGAUUUGACGGAAAGCGCGUCUUUUUUGCAUGCGAUGGAUUUAAUGCAAUUAAUGAAAUAUGGUAUUACCAUAUUCUUAAAGGGUCAUUAUUGGGAGAAGAAUUUGUGAAAUUGGAUUCUCUCUACCAUGGUAGAUCGAGAUGCCCAGAGACUGGAAUUAAGUUUUUGCCCAAAGGAUAUAUGCCGCCAAAUAAUAGAGCACCAAAAUUCCGUGGUAUUAUUAGGAUGGGGGGGAUGCCGGGAGAAUUAAUUCGUAAUGGACAUUGGAUGAUUGGCAAAACAGCAGCUCAGUUUUCUUUAAUAGAAAGUGAGUAUGGUGGGUAUUUAUUGAGGUCAAAUGCAGGUUACUGUGGGUUCCAAGCGGAUCAACAAUUAUCUUGUCAAAAGAGUUUGCAACAAGCUGCGCAGUUUGAGUACGAAGACGGUUAUAUUGGAUAUUCUGGAGCAUUCCAAUGGGGUGCGUAUGAGUACCCACAACACUCUUCGCAGAGUGUUGUUUAUCACGAUCCUGAGAGGACCGCUGACUACAAUUUCAAACUAAAAUUCAUUAAAAAAUAA
This is a messenger RNA of Zygotorulaspora mrakii, 1254 nucleotides long. It is a transcript of the gene RNY1, whose product is annotated as ribonuclease T2. NCBI's taxonomy places the organism in Eukaryota, Fungi, Ascomycota, Saccharomycetes, Saccharomycetales, Saccharomycetaceae. Gene Ontology annotation, biological process: RNA catabolic process. Bases 1 to 1254 code for a protein of 417 amino acids. The transcript has a single exon. The record is from RefSeq and is a predicted model, not a curated record. Gene Ontology annotation, molecular function: ribonuclease T2 activity; RNA binding. Gene Ontology annotation, cellular component: extracellular region.